Laetiporus sulphureus 93-53 is the source of this 368-nucleotide messenger RNA. RefSeq lists its product as uncharacterized. The record is from RefSeq and is a predicted model, not a curated record. The coding region runs from base 127 to 330 and encodes 67 amino acids. Lineage: Eukaryota; Fungi; Basidiomycota; Agaricomycetes; Polyporales; Laetiporaceae. The transcript has a single exon.
CCUGCACCGUACUAGUAAGCAAAGCAUCAAACUUGCGAGCAUCGAAAGUCCCGCCUCGGCCAUGAUCCUCACAAGCUGACCGUUCGACGACCUUACAAACUUACAGCACGAUGACUCCAACCAAGUAUGAACGUGUUCUUUCUAAUUGAAUUCGGACGAAUCACGCCCAGUGAUUCUCCCGACUUGUUCCUCCAACAGCCGCCGCGAGCGCUUCGCAAGAACGAAGGAAAAAAAUUGCCAAAAUCGACAGACAGUGCCACAACGCUGAACGCUGUGGCCCCACAUACACAUUGUCGACGACGGCUGGCCACGGACCGAAGACAUCACUAAUCCUCAGAGUGCAACGCAUGACCAGCUUCAUGGAUCCG